AUGCUUUUUAACUUAAGGCAUUUUGACAUAUAUGCGGACAACUUUUGUACGAUCCAUAAGUUUUGGUGUGCUCUUUGCAUUUCACCCACUUUUAACUUGUUAAAAUCAAUUGGAUUGGGUACAACCCUCUCUGAUCCCACUGUGCGAGUUGAGUCUGGAAAAUCAUCGUCUUCAAUCGCACCCGUCGGUUUAGACGAAGAAAGCGAUGAUAAGAAGAAUGUUGUCGUAAAACUUUGGAAUAAUGGCUUCAGCUUGGACGAUGGACCGCUUCGACUUUACACUGACCCUUCAUCGGUCCAAUUCAUGGGUGCAAUUCGGGCGGGCCUCAUUCCUACUGUAAGUUUCCUUUUAUAA
Molecule: messenger RNA, 354 nt
Organism: Rodentolepis nana
Lineage: Eukaryota; Metazoa; Platyhelminthes; Cestoda; Cyclophyllidea; Hymenolepididae
Source: the annotation of a GenBank genome assembly